This is a messenger RNA of Scatophagus argus, 2624 nucleotides long. RefSeq names its product TPX2 microtubule nucleation factor (gene tpx2). Bases 180 to 2345 code for a protein of 721 amino acids. The record is from RefSeq and is a predicted model, not a curated record. Lineage: Eukaryota; Metazoa; Chordata; Actinopteri; Scatophagidae. Gene Ontology annotation, cellular component: spindle; microtubule. Gene Ontology annotation, biological process: regulation of mitotic spindle organization; activation of protein kinase activity. The transcript has 17 exons.
AAGUUGACUUGCAUGAGCCAAUAAUCGGCGGGCUGAUGUACAUGACGUUAGCCAUUGGCUGGUUCAAAAGGUAGGCAUUAAACAAUUUGAGCGCUAACGGACUACAUUUUCAUCUGUGUCGCUCUGUGAAAACACGGCUUCGUGUUGAGGCGAGUUGUCGAACAACACAGUUUGAGAUAAUGGCCGAAAGCGACUCCGGUGAUACAUCUGAUCGCUACGAGUUUGAUGCCCCAUCCCAAGUAAUUGAUCUAAAAGAACUGGAGAAUGCCGAAACCGACGAUAAGUGGUUUGAACAACGGGCCAUGGGAGCAGAUGGUCACCUUAAAACACCUUUGAGAUCUGACCGACCCUUUAUGAGAGGUGAUAUGCAGAACCUGCCGAGAGCCAUCGUAACCCCGCAAGUCAAGACAGACGUGGACUCUGGUCCCAGCACAUCCACAGCUCCACCUCCAAACAUUGUCACAUCCUGGGGUGCUGCGUCUCCUGUUCGGACUGGUGCCCGACCAAAGAGGAGGACCACUAAUCAACCCCCUGCCCAGCCAUGCAGGGUUUCCAAACGUAAAGAUCUAACCAGUGUUCCAGCAGCACCACCAUCAAAGAAACACAAGAAAAGUCCUGUUGCCCGACCAGCCCCCAAACGCAGCAGUGUCCUACGCAGGACUGGGCAGCUGAAUUCCAGGACUGCACCCAACACCCAGGCAGCAGCUUCCACUACUGCAAACACAGAGCCAAGUACCUCUGAAGAACAGGAGCUGGAGCGCAUCAGAAACCUCCAGAAGGAAGUAGCCCUGCAUCGCAAGAAGAACGAGGCCAGCUACAAAGCUGCUCUGGCUGGCAAUCCACCACCAAAGAAGAUGGCCCUGUCAGCAACUGUGCCCAAAGAGUUCCACUUCAGCACAACCACCCGCGCUAAGGCGGCCAGUUCAUCCAACACAACCCACAAGGACGUGGACUUCAUCACUCAGCUCCGCAAACCCUCCUCACCAGCAAAGGCUGUGAAAGGUGCAACAGUGCCCAAACCCUUCAACCUGUCGAUAGGCAGCAAGAGAAAUAUGGAGGCGCCCCCUGCCUACGUGCCCAUGGCUCAGCAGAUAGUGCAGUUUCAGAAACGAACCCCUGAGCGCUACCAUCUUCGCAGUCGUAAGAGUCAAGAGAGAGGGCCAUCCCCGGUGAAGGGUGACCACCUGAAGCUCACCCAGCCUCACACCCCACACCUGAUGACCCUGCAGAGGAGCCGGCCACCCACUGUUAAGAGCAGUGCUGACAUGGAGGCUGAAGAGGUGGACAAACUUCAAAAGUUUAAAUUCAAGGCCCUGGAGCUGAACAGGAAAAUAUUAGAGAGUGCAGAAGGCCUGAAGAAGCCUGCACCAAAGGAACCUACCGUACCUGAAGGCUUUGAGCUGCAGAUUGAAAAAAGACUCCAGCAGAGAACGACCACCAAGCUUCAGGAAGGCGAAGAGAAGCUGCACACCUUUAAAUCCCAGCCUCUACCCAAAAAGAUCCUGGAGGGGGUAGUGGGAUUACCAGAGAAGAAGGUUCUUGCCCCAACUGUACCAGAGUCUCCAGCCUUUGCUCUCAAGAAGAGGAUUCAUCGGGAACCCAGGGUUGAGGAGGUAAAACAGCCCUCACCAAUCAAAGCCCCCCCAGUGCCCCACUUUGGCCUCCCUUUCCAGCCUCGGUUACCAGAGCACCACCAUGUGGAAGUCUGCCCUUUCUCCUUUGAGCAGAGGGAACAAGAGAGGAGGGCACUGAAGGAGAAGAGGCUGGAGGAGAAGCGAAAUGAAGAGGUACCACAGUUCAAGGCCCAGCCGCUGCCAGACUUUAACACUGUGGCCCUCCCAGAGAAGAAGAAGCUGGAGCCCACAAAGCCCGAGCCCUUUAAACUGCUCAUCGACGAACGGGGAGCUUUGAGGAGCAGUCGCUGGGAACAGAUGGUGAAAGAAGAGCAGAAACAUCAGGAGGAAGCAGCAAUAUUCAAAGCCAGACCCAACACAGUCACUCAUAAAGAGCCUUUCCAGCCCAGAAAGGAGAGCCGGACUGCAGUGGAAAACAUUCAUUCGUCCACAGUUCCAGAUGCCUUUGAGCUGUCGACGGAGCGGCGGGCACGGGAGCGGCAGGAGUAUGAGCGGCUGGCCAGUGAGAAGGAGGCUCUCAGGUCGCUGAUGGAGGAGGAGCAGAGACGAGAGGAGGAGCAGCGAGAGAGAGAGGAGGUUGCCAGGAUGCGCCAAGAACAGGUUCACAAGGCUCAGCCCAUCAGACACUACAAACCCGUAGCGCUGAAGAAGAGCGAAGUUCCUCUCACCGUCCCUCAGUCACCAAACUUCUCUGACCGCUUCCGCUUGUAAUCAGCUUGCUCCUGUCCGUUCUUCAGUAGUUAAUCACGCUCACGAUUUCUACAGAUGUUUUUGUGUCUUACUGGGGGAAGCCUCUGAAUUUUGCAUCUCGUUCAGUUUGUGAGUCAGGAUACUGGCUGUAAGUUGUAAAUUAGAGGUGCAUUUGAAAGGACUGAAAGUUCUGUGUUGAGGUUUAGAUUUUAACCAUUUAUUCCUUUGUCUAUUAUUUGUCUUACUAUUCUUGUGUAUUGACUCUUUGUUCAAAUAAAAACUGUCAAAUAUCAACAGUGA